AUGCUUCCACCAUGCCUAUGGUGUUGCGCAUACGCGGUGGAUCGUGAAACGGGAUACUGGCGCAUUACGUCCCUCGUUCCGCCCGAGGCUCAUACGUGUAAGAUGGAGUGGUGGCAUGAAUAUGCGCAGGGGAUUGCGAACAAGUUACCAGUGAUGCUGCGAGCUUAUGGCAACAUGGUUCGCGCCGAACCCUUCGUGCCGCCAAUCCAGCUGAUGCAACUCAUGGAGGGAUUAGGGGGGUGGGAAAUCAACUACUGGCAGGCCUGGCGACUGCGAGAGUACACCAUCAGGGAGAAAUACGGCGACUGGAAGGAGUCUUUCCGCCAGGUUCCAUGGCUUGUGGACCGCUUCAAAGUUAUUGAUCCAGGGGUGAAAGUGCAUCUAGACACCCUUGGUGGAUGCUUUCACCGCUUCUUUGUCCGUCCAUCUGCAGCCGUUCGUGCACUUCGAUUCUGCUGCCCAGUCAUUGCGUUUGACGGGACUCAUCUUAUCAGCGUGCAGAAGGCAGUGCUGCUGGUCGCGGUCACGCUCGAUGGAAACCAGAAGGUCUUGCUGCUAGCUUGGGGUCUAGUGGAAUCGGAGAACAAGGAGGCUUGGUCGUGGUUUCUCAGGCAUUUGAUCGAUGGCUUUCCAGAAUGGACGCAUCGCGAGAACGCCUCGAUGAUCAGCGAUAGGGACAAGGGGUUAGUUCCUGCUGCUCGUGAGGUGAUGCCAAGUCACAUCCCGCAUUACUUCUGCGCGUGGCACCUCGAGCAGAAUCUGAGGCGGUUCAAGGAGAAGGCGCAGGCCUUUUUUAAAAGGCUGGAGGUCCAACUGGCUGCGGACGUUCCCCCUCCACCCGAUACACGCCCACGCCCUGACGCGCGCUCUACCUAUGCUGGGGAGAGAGCAUACGUCUUCGAGGCUGGUCGGGAUGGACGACGCAUGGCUCGAAACGCGCGCCAAGGAGAUGCAACUGCAGGCGCAACUGGCUCCACGCAGCCGGGAAGUGGUUUCGGCGUUCCUGGUGCCGUUAGUGCAAGAGGUGGGCCGGGCAGCACGGGUGACGAGUGGGGCCAGGGGAGUGCGGCUUAUGGCCAUGGUUCAGACGGUGGUACCAGGGGUGGCGGAAGUGGUCGCGGCAGGCAGGGUCCUGGCGCAUUCCAGUUCGGGGGUGUUGGUCUAGGGGUGGGAAGUGGGCGCGGCUUCAGAAGGUAUGGGACGAGUGGCAGCAGAGGGUUUGGCAUAGGGACUGGUGCGAGUGGCGUUCCGCCGCGGUCUGCCGGAACACGCGUUGGGCAUGAGACUGGACAGGGUGUCGGCGGGGGCAACGACACUGAGGGAAUAGGUGACAUGGGGUUCGGGACGCAGGAAUCCACGGCAAGGAUGGGGGGGUUCGGCAUGGGAGUGGGGACUGGAGGAGGAAAUGGAGGUGUGGGCAUGGGAGUGGGGAGUGGAGGAGGGCUUGGCGGCGUGGGCAUGGGAGUGUGGACUGGAGGAGGAUUUGGGGGUGUGGGCAUGGGAGUGGGGACUGGCGCAGGGCUUGGCGGCGUGAGCCUGGGAGUGGGGACUGGAGGAGGAUUUGGGGGUGUGGGCCUGGGAGUGGGGACUGGAGGAGGAUUUGGGGGUGUGGGCAUGGGAUUGGGGACUGGAGGAGGGCUUGGGGGCGUGGGCAUGGGAGUUGGGACUGCUGGCGUGGGUGUGCAAGUGGGGAGUGGAGGAGGGACUGCUGGUGUGGGUGUGCAAGUGGGGAGUGGAGGAGGGAGUCGUGGUGUGAGUGUGCAGGUGGGGAGUGGAGGAGAGCUUGGUGGUGUGGGUGUGCAAGUGGGGAGUGGAGUAGGGACUGCUGGUGUGGGUGUGCAAGCGGGAAGUGGAGGAGGGAGUCGUGGUGUGAGUGUGCAAGUGGGGAGUGGAGGAGGGCUUGGUGGCGUGGGUGUGCAGGUGGGGAGUGGAGGCGGGACUUGCGGUGUGGGUGUGCAAGUGGAAGGUGGAGGAGGGACUGCUGGUGUGGGUGUGCAAGUGGGGAGUGGAGUAGGGACUGCUGGUGUGGGUGUGCAAGCGGGAAGUGGAGGAGGGAGUCGUGGUGUGAGUGUGCAAGUGGGGAGUGGAGGAGGGACUGCUGGUGUGGGUGUGCAAGUGGGGAGUGGAGGAGGGAGUCGUGGUGUGAGUGUGCAGGUGGGGAGUGGAGGAGGGACUGCUGGUGUGGGUGUGCAAGCGGGAAGUGGAGGAGGGAGUCGUGGUGUGAGUGUGCAGGUGGGGAGUGGAGGAGAGCUUGGUGGUGUGGGUGUGCAGGUGGGGAGUGGAGGCGGGACUGGCGGUGUAGGUGUGCAAGUGGAAGGUGGAGGAGGGACUGCUGGUGUAGGUGUGCAAGUGGGGAGUGGAGGAGGGACUGGCGGUGGGGGCGUUGGAGUGGGGUGUCUCUCCAUUUCCGCGGUCUCUCUGUACUGA
This is a messenger RNA of Closterium sp. Yama58-4, 2427 nucleotides long. The record is from the annotation of a GenBank genome assembly. NCBI's taxonomy places the organism in Eukaryota, Viridiplantae, Streptophyta, Zygnematophyceae, Desmidiales, Closteriaceae.